This is a messenger RNA of Syzygium oleosum, 1847 nucleotides long. RefSeq lists its product as uncharacterized. The record is from RefSeq and is a predicted model, not a curated record. Gene Ontology annotation, biological process: protein phosphorylation. NCBI's taxonomy places the organism in Eukaryota, Viridiplantae, Streptophyta, Magnoliopsida, Myrtales, Myrtaceae. Gene Ontology annotation, cellular component: cytoplasm. The transcript has 6 exons. Gene Ontology annotation, molecular function: ATP binding; protein serine/threonine kinase activity. The coding region runs from base 574 to 1611 and encodes 345 amino acids.
CGAGAGGAAUCAAGAGAAACUCGUAACGGCAAAAAGGGCCAACCUUGGUCCCCCGCGAAGCGGGCAACGUAGGCGAACCUGUUUCGAUGCUCGCCGCUCGCGCGCGACACGAACACAGCCGACAAGUCAACGCCCAUCUCGCCGCUGACUGAACGAGUGAGCUCGCUCCAUGGAACACGGGACCGACCGCAAGAAUGCACGAAGCCCAUGUGGGUGCAUUGUAAUUUUGGAAGGGAUCCCGGGGACGUGAUGCUCGCGAAGGGAACGAAACGAGAGAUCUAGAGCAAUUUGGCAAACCCAAAAAUAUAUAAUCACGAAAGGAAACACACAGACACACAGAAUUGCAACAGAUCGAUCCUCCCCACCUUUCGCUCUCUCUCUCGCGCAAGUCAUUGACGUGAAGAAAGCCUUGAAAGAGACGCAGAGAGAGAGAGAGGCCGCGAGAUUUCGAGAUCCCCCAAUUCAUUCCUAUUGAUUGGUGAUGCAGUAGGAAUGAGAAAUUAGGAAUCUUGAAAUCGUUUCAGGGGGAGAGGGUGAGAUCGGCGCUUGAAGAACGAGAGGAGUUUUGUGCAGAUGGGGUGUACGUUUUCUGGGUUGAACGCGCUAUACGACGCCGUGAACGGGGGAGGGGACGUCUGGAUCAACGAGAACAGGUUCAGGAUCUUGAGGCAGCUCGGGGAAGGUGGGUUCGCGUUCGUGUUUCUGGUCAAGGAGGUGGUCAACGAUUCCUCCUCCGUCUCCGGUGGAGGUCUCGCCAAGAAAGUCAAGGACCCUUCUCAUCUUUCAGAUGAUGGCACUUACGCGAUGAAAAAAGUUCUCAUUCAGAAUGGUGAACAGUUGGAAUUGGUGAGGGAAGAGAUCCGUGUUUCAUCUCUGUUUAGUCACCCCAAUCUGCUUCCCCUUCUGGAUCACGCCAUCAUUGCUGUUAAGACUGCACAAGAAGGAUCCUGGAACCAUGAAGCAUAUUUGUUAUUUCCAGUUCAUCUGGAUGGAACUUUAUUCGAUAAUGCCAAAGCCAUGAAAGCAAAAAAGGAGUUCUUUUCAACCGCUGAUGUUCUUCAAAUAUUCCGACAGCUUUGUGCAGGACUUAAACAUAUGCACAGUUUGGAGCCACCUUAUGCACAUAAUGAUGUGAAACCUGGUAAUGUCCUCAUAACACAUAGGAAGGGACAACCUCCUCUUGCAAUAUUGAUGGAUUUUGGAAGCGCUCGACCUGCAAGGAGGCAAAUUCGCUCUCGUUCAGAAGCACUGCAGUUACAGGAGUGGGCUUCUGAGCAUUGUUCAGCACCUUUCCGGGCACCUGAGUUAUGGGAUUGCCCAAGCCAGGCAGACAUUGAUGAGAGAACUGAUAUUUGGUCUUUAGGAUGUACACUGUACGCAAUAAUGUAUGGGGUGUCUCCAUUUGAGUACGCCCUUGGAGAAUCCGGAGGAAGCCUACAAUUAGCAAUAGUCAAUGCGCAGGUGAAGUGGCCGGCUGGACCCAAUCCUCCAUAUCCAGAAGCGCUGCACCAGUUCGUGACGUGGAUGCUUCAGCCACAGGCAGCGAUCCGUCCGCGCAUCGAUGAUGUAAUAAUUCAUGUCGACAAGUUGAUCUCAAAGUUCUCUCAUUGAAGUUGCAUAGGGAUGAGAACGAUGUGGGAGUAGCGCUAGUUCUAGAGAAUGGUCAUUUAAACAGAGUCGGUAUAUCUGUCUCCUAUUUUUGCCUCUUUAAUCCUCUUCAAAGUGAUUGUCCAUGAAAGCAGUUUUUAACAGUUCGUGAUAAGAUAUUUCACUAAAGUAAAAGUUUGUCAGUUCCUGUAUCUGUAGUAUUCAUCAGCUAAUGCACUUGUUGAAUGGUCUUUUCCGCA